AUGCAUUGUCAAUAUCCUCCAUCUGGAGCAAAGAGCUCUGGUGACGGCGAUUUCUUCUUUUAUGUUGAGGGCCUACCGCCUUACUAUACUUGGGGCAUGUUGAAAGAUCUUACCAGAAAAGCUGCUCCUCACCCUGGAUGGACUGAGAUGGCCUCGAAUCCUUACGGCAUGCAAAAAGGCCGCGGUUGGAUCAAAAUAAAACGAGCCAGGGAUGCCUUCAACCUAUACGCUCGAUCACCACCAGAACUGCUGCGAUGCAACGACAUUCUACGCCCUAUGCAGUCGAUCUCGCCGCCACAGUUUGGCACCACUUUUUCCACGCCCUUGAGCACACCUAUGAGUGGUACACCCAUGAGCACACCUAUGAGCACGCCUACACACAUGAGUCCGGUGUUCCGUCAGCCACCUCCGGUCGAGUUCAAGAACAUGCAUUCGACCUACGUCUACACCUCGAAUCACCGUCCUAUCAACGCCACAGGCGGACUGGUACAAACCGAGUCCAAAGGUAUCUUCAUAAAUCAAUUGGACUAUGCCGUCGAUCAGCGGCAACUAGAGGAGUACCUGCGCAGGAUCGGUUCCUUCGACAGUUGCGAGAUCCGACGGGAUUCGACUACCGGACGAUCACGCGGCAUUGCAACAGCCAAGUUUGCAAGUGCAGAGGCCGCUGCCAGAGCAGUUCAGGUGCUACAUGGUCAGAGGAUCAUGAGCAAGACAAUUAGUGUGCGUUUCGAUACCGAGAAAGAGGCAGUCACACCAAGAAGCUCGGUCAAGAUUUAUCAGGGAGGUCUUAUCAUCGCCAAUGGUUCACAAUGA
This is a messenger RNA of Aureobasidium melanogenum CBS 110374, 813 nucleotides long. Its product is annotated as RNA-binding domain-containing protein. The transcript is spliced from 3 exons. Gene Ontology annotation, molecular function: RNA binding. The record is from RefSeq and is a predicted model, not a curated record. Lineage: Eukaryota; Fungi; Ascomycota; Dothideomycetes; Dothideales; Saccotheciaceae. The coding region runs from base 1 to 813 and encodes 270 amino acids.